Molecule: messenger RNA, 1437 nt
Organism: Paramecium octaurelia
Lineage: Eukaryota; Ciliophora; Oligohymenophorea; Peniculida; Parameciidae
Source: the annotation of a GenBank genome assembly
AUGAAUAAAUACACUUUAAGAUUUGAUAAUCCCACACUUGAGUCACAAUACUAAAAAACUGAAUUUGAUGCAUUUAGAAGUAAAACUAAUUCUUAUUUCCUCUUGAUCUUUUUCCUAAUGAGCACUUUAAACUUCUCUUCAUAAUUCACGAAUGUUCCCGAGAAUCCUUAACAUUUAUGGCCAACAGUAAAUAUACUCUUGAUUGUGUUAAUAUUUGCAAUCAUAAGAAAGUAUCCCUAAUUAGGAAAACAGAUGAUAUUCCUUGAAUGCCUUGUUGCUAUUUCGUCAGUACUUUAAAUAACUUAUUCUCACAAUAUGUCAAGUGAGUCCUUAAAUAGUGUACUGCCUCUUGUUGAUAUAGUAUCGAAUUUGCAUUUCUUGUAAAUAUUCGAUAUUAGCUGCAUUUAGAUAACUCUAACUUUAGGAUUGAAAAUUUAUCUGUAAUGUGUAAACUAGCCCGAAAUUAACUUAUUUUUAGUACUUACUUCUAUCUUGAGUUCCACUAUUUAGGUAGUUACUAUUUACUUUUAUAAACAUUGGAGCAGAUAAUAGUUUACCCUUUAUAUGAAAGACCUAAUAUGGCAAUAGUAACUUUCAAAUAUUAUUUAAAAACCUUUUUUUAAGUUCUCACUUGAUCCUCUUACCAACAAUUUUGUUACUCUUCUAACCAACAAAAUUAACCUUUUUCCAGGUUUCCAGUCUAUUUUCUGUGAUAGCUGCAAUUUAAGAACCUUUUUGAGAUUGUGUUAAAAUAAAAGCAUAUCCCUUGAGCAGAAAUUAAUAAAUGACUAUCAAGCAGAAAAGCUAUCACUUAUACAACAUAAUUAUGAAUUAUCUUAUUAAGUCAACUCUAAAUCUGUUGUCAUUCGUGUUUGCAAUAUAAAUGUUGAAAGAUUUAAAUGUUUAAUAAUACUGGAACAAUGCACCUAAUAGAAGAAGUAGGUUGUCUCAAUUUCGAAUAUCAGAAAAUCGAUGCUGAAUUCUCUAACCUCUAAUUCGAAGUUAUUGAAUCACAAAUUCUUUAAAUUAGGAAUCCUGACCAUCUUAAAUUUCAACAACAAAUAAGUUGGCAUACUCAAUACCUAUGAUCUCAUAAAGAAAGUAGCCAGUUAUUUCAGCUUUCUCAACAUUGAAUUAUUUCCACUGAAGUCUUCCAACGUCUACUUACUAUCAACUUAUAAACAGCAACUAUUCAUAUUUAUGAUAUGCAUUUUCAACAUUUUGACCAAUUAAUUUAAAUCCAAAAACACCAAGAUACUUGUCAAUUUAUCAAAUGAGGACGGCACAAUAAAUAUCAUAAUUAAAGGAGUUAAUGAAGUUAUAUUUUUAGAACAAUACAAAUCCAAUAUGUUUUUAAUGUAAAGCUAAUAGCAGCUACUCAUAUCUCCAAUGAAUAAGAAUUUGAUACUAAAAUUAUAAACUUAAAAAAUGAAGUGA